Haemonchus placei is the source of this 228-nucleotide messenger RNA. The record is from the annotation of a GenBank genome assembly. NCBI's taxonomy places the organism in Eukaryota, Metazoa, Nematoda, Chromadorea, Rhabditida, Trichostrongylidae.
AUGUUCACCGUCCGCGAACCUCCUGACUUCAUCUUUAUCAUCACUAUCAGAUCGAUUAAGAUGCCUGCCAUCUGUCGCAAUGGGGAAACUUGGAUUGAUCCGGGUACGAUUUCGGCCUUGUCUUUCAGUACACUUUCAACGGCAUCCUCAGCAACUUUAGCCGGAUAUACUGCGCCUUUUCGCCUAUCGCUCGCUGAUGUACCACUUGAUAAGGUAGAACCAUCUUGA